Messenger RNA from Trematosphaeria pertusa, 973 nucleotides. RefSeq names its product alpha/beta-hydrolase. The record is from RefSeq and is a predicted model, not a curated record. Bases 128 to 973 code for a protein of 281 amino acids. The transcript is spliced from 2 exons. Lineage: Eukaryota; Fungi; Ascomycota; Dothideomycetes; Pleosporales; Trematosphaeriaceae.
ACCUGGGCAGAUAAUCCUUCGGACGAAGGUUCCGCGAGACAUGGUGCCCCUGACCGCUUCUCCUCACACCUCCACCAGGGCCUUUAACCCAACCACGAUAGAGCGCUGAUCGUACAUUAACACCGCAAUGUCAGAAUCGCAAGUCAUCACCCUCCCAGACGGACGCAGCCUCUGCUACUCCACAUUUGGCACCUCCAUCCACCCCGAUCGGCCCACCGUAUUCUAUUUCCACGGCUUUCCCGGCACCCAUCACGAAGGCGAACUCUUCCAUGAAGCCGCUUCCCAAAAAGGCAUCCAGCUCAUUGCGAUUACUCGACCGGGCUUCGGGGGCUCGACUUACCAACCAAACCGCACCCUCCUAUCAUUUCCCCAAGAUGUGCUCGCGCUCGCCGACCACCUCAACAUCCAGCGCUUCGCCGUCGCAGGCAUCUCCGGCGGCGGCCCGUACGCCCUGGCCUGCGUAAAAGCGAUUCCCCCAGCGCGUCUCCUCGGGACCGUAGUCAUCUGUGGCAUGUACCCCCUCAAACUAGGCACAACCGGCAUGAUGCUUGCGAACCGCAUGCUCUUCUACGUGGCCUCUUGGACCACGUGGCUCGCUAUGGUGGAUAACUUCAAGACCAUACCAGCCGUGGACUGGGCGGCCUUCCAGGAGGACGAGGGACGCAUUCUGAAGGUUGUGCUGAAGAGCGGGAGAGAGGCUCUUCAGCCGGGGCCGGAAGGGGCUGCUUGGGAGGCUUAUCUGUUCGGGAGUGAGUGGGGGUUCGAGCUUGAGGAAUUGGAGGUGCAGAAGGGCAGGUUGGUGCUGUGGCACGGUGGGAAGGAUGUAAAUGUCCCGCUUGGCAUGGCGGAGACUGCAGCGAAGCUGAUUCCGAAUGCGGAGCUGAGAGCGGAGCAAGAGGAGGGGCAUAUUAGUUUGAUGGCACGGACGGUCGACGAGAUGAUCGAUACGCUGGGGAACAUGUUGAAGGCGUAG